Molecule: messenger RNA, 876 nt
Organism: Filobasidium floriforme
Lineage: Eukaryota; Fungi; Basidiomycota; Tremellomycetes; Filobasidiales; Filobasidiaceae
Exons: 7
Coding region: 1-876 (291 amino acids)
Biological process (GO): regulation of gene expression; regulation of RNA metabolic process
Cellular component (GO): cytoplasm; nucleus
Molecular function (GO): mRNA binding
Source: RefSeq, a predicted model, not a curated record
AUGCGUUGUCUGAUCGUGACGAUGGAUGCGAGCGUGAUCAUCGGGAAGGGUGGGAGACAUAUUGCCGAGAUCAGGAGCCAAGCCAAUGCCCGCGUCAACAUUUCCGAAUCCAUCCCUGGAAACCCCGAGCGGAUCCUCAGCGUUCAAGGCGCUCUAGAUGCGGUUGCCAAGGCCUUUGGACUGAUCGUCAGGCGGAUCAACGAUGAAAACUUUGGAGAGCCGAGUAUGCCGGGAAGUCGGCCGGUCACGAUCAAGUUUAUGAUCCCGAACAGCAGGAUGGGCAGCGUGAUCGGAAAGGGAGGUAGCAAGAUCAAGGAGAUUCAGGAGGCCAGUGGAGCGAGGUUGAACGCUAGCGAGCAGAUGUUGCCAGGGAGCACCGAGCGAAUCCUCAGCGUCUCUGGAGUCGCCGACGCCGUCCACAUCGCCGUCUACUACAUCGGGACCAUCCUGCUCGAAUACCAAGAGAGGGCGGGGCACAACGGAGCCGGCUCGGGAGCUUAUAGGCAACAAGGCGGGUCGAGCUCGAGCCACAGUCACGCUGGAGUGGGCGCGCCUCGACAACCCUCGGUCAUCGCUCCUGGUCCUGGGUCGGCCGUGCAACAAUUUUGGAUCCCCGACGAGUUGGUCGGUAGCAUCAUCGGCAAGGCUGGGAUCAAGAUCAACGAGAUCCGUACGCAAUCCCAGUGUCACGUCCGAGUGACCGAUCCGGGCACGCCUGCUACUCCUGGGGGGGUUGUCAACCCGGGCGAGAGGUUGAUCAUCAUCAGCGGACAUCCUACCAAUCUGAACAUGGCUGUGGGCAUGUUGCAUGCGCGACUCGAGCAGGAAAAGGCAAAGAAGCUGGAAAGCGCCGGGGGUGGAAGUGGAGGAUACUGA